Molecule: messenger RNA, 987 nt
Organism: Adineta ricciae
Lineage: Eukaryota; Metazoa; Rotifera; Eurotatoria; Adinetida; Adinetidae
Source: the annotation of a GenBank genome assembly
AUGGAACAAUUGAAAAACUGUUUUGAAGUUAUGUUUAGUGGAAUGAAGAUGAAUCAACAGAGCUGUACAAACACACCGAUUUCAUCAUCGAUUAUCAGAGAUGUUUGCGAUGAUAGUUUGUUGAAUGGAAUAUGUGAGAACAAUAAUUGUGAUCAAUUACAUUUGACAGAAUCAAUUCAACUCACCGAUGGUCAUUUUCACGAUCGUUUAUUGAAUGAAGCUUGGUCUUGCACGAUUGAAUCAAUUGAAAAUAUCGAACAAUUCAUCGGAAUAACAAAUGUUCACAAACCAUUCAUGUGGGAUGAGACAUUCUCUAUCAUUCCUGAAACUCUCAAAUCGAAAAUUCGACUUUAUGAAACAUACGGUAUUCAUCCUCGCUAUCUGGGAACUCAUCCAUUCAAUGAUUUACUUUGUCUUCGGCAUCUUAUUCAAACACGUCCGAUGGUCGCCGUUGGUGAAUGUGGCCUCGAUUUCCUCAACGCUGAACAAUUAUCGUUACAGAUGGAAAUAUUCGCCUCACAAAUCAAAUUGGCAAAUGAAUUUCAUUUACCAUUAGUCGUUCAUUGUCGUCAAAUGGAUCAACAAUUGUUUGAUAUUCUGAAACGAACUGUGUUGGAUGGCUCUAUGAAAAUCCAAUGGCAUUGUUGCCAUUCAAGAGGUACAUCGAUCUAUCGAGAAUUUCUCGAUUAUUUUCCAUCGAGUAUCUUGAGUAUCGGUGGUAUGUGCUGUCGUACGAGUGAAAGCAUCCUGCACGACUUCAUACGCGAAUUGCAUGAAACAGGAAAUCAACGAAGAGUUGUAUUGGAAACGGAUUCACCUUAUUUGAAAUCAUCUUCUGUACUCAUCAACAAAGAGAAUAACUGUCCGAUGUUAGGCAUAUUAGCAGUUAGUGCUUAUAUAACAAAGCAUGUCCUCAGAAAUGAUCAAUGGGCAAAUCUUUUGAAAAGAAAUACAAAUGUUCUUCAACAAUUUUUUAAUUUAAAAUGA